AUUUCGUCGUCAACACCGGAUUCAGUCGGUCGGCUAAAGGUUCAAUGAAAACUCCUCCGACAUUCGCCGUUCGCUCCGAUCUACAUUAUCGCUAUAAUAUUAUUAGCUGUAUCGUCGCCGCCGCGUCCGAAUUUCACGUCGCCAGCACAUUACCUACUGCGACUUACACUUUACAGCAGCAAGAAACCCGCGUACGCCAUCCAUUCGACGAUUCUCCGCGGCACGUGUCCGUCCGCGAUAACCGUAUCGCUAUAUCAUAACACCGAUAUCCACAGGUGUCUAAAGUAAUAAUAAAUUAUAAUAUAAUAUUUCGAAUAUUAUCGUAAAUAUCGUCACAAACCUAUGGCAUUGCGACAGUUGUAAUAGUCGUUGUUUUUCGCUUUCGUUUCGUCGCCUGCAACCUAUUAUUUCUCCUCGAUCGAAUUUUUUCAUCGAUUUUCUCGCAGCUUCAAUCCGUCGAUCUGUUCGCUUUCAACACCAAUAUUAGAUUACUAAAUCGCCCGUCGUAAUACGCGACAUAAUUACCGGAUACCGACUACCGGUGCCGCGGUAUAAUAAUAUUAUCAUAUUAUAACGACUGUGCUCGCUCGCGUAAUAGGCAGCCGGUCAAUCCGUCGUCGCCGACGGCGGUCGUGUAACCGCAUAACACAUACCAAUCGCCGACCAGAAGUCCCGGCGAUCGCGUUGUCUUACUCGGUAAAAACUCGUACGACACCAGUGUCGGGUACACCGACCUGUUGAAAAAUCGUCAGCGCCGACCGCUGUCCGUCUGAAAAUCGGAUUCGCGCCGUCUGACGUUUGCGCGCGCAAAUGAAAUGCAACAAAUUAUAUUUGGAAACGCUAGGUACGGUCUAUGCGGCUUUGGACUUCUCAUCAUUUCUUACGCUCUGUUUUUCUUCAACCCGGUGGAAAUAAUAAAAUCAGCGAAGUUGAAAUUCGUCGAAGGAUCGUACGCCUUUCAACUGUGGCAAAAACCCCCGGUUAAAGUGUACGUCAACGUGUACAUAUUUAACGUGACUAACGCAGAUAGAUUUUUGGCGGGCGAAGAUGAAAAAUUGGAUGUCAAGGAAGUAGGCCCGUAUGUUUAUUGGGAGGAGCUGGAAAACACGAACACAACGUUUCACGACAAUGACACUGUAACGUACAUCCCGAGGAGGAAACUACACUUCGAUCUCAAUUUGUCAGUCGGAGAUCCCGAAACAGAUCGAAUCGUCGUUCCUAACAUCCCCUUAUUGGGAUUCAGUUCGAUGCUCCGGAGCUCACCGAUGUUCGUGAAUGUCGUGUUCAAUUCGUUGGUCGAAUACCAGGACUCACAGCCGAUACUCGACCUGUCGGUAAAUGAAUUCCUAUGGGGAUACGACGACAAGUUAGUGAAAAUGGCCAGCAGUGUGUUGCCCACGUGGAUCAAUUUUUCCAAAUUCGGCCUACUCGAUCGGAUGUUAGACGAAGGAACCAAUGUCGUCACAAUGACAGUGCCAUCGGAACGACAAACAAAACGUCCCUAUACAAUAGAUAACUUUAAUGGAUCACCGAUCUUACACCAAUGGGCCAAUGCAGAUGAACCUAAUGAGAUGAAUAAAUGUUCCUUGAAUGCAUCAUCGGAGGGAUUACUGUUCCCCAGACACUUGACCACAGACAUGAACUUUCCAAUUUAUCGAAAAGCCUUUUGCAGGACAUUGCCCCUGACUUACAGCUCUACCAGUGAUAUGCCCAUUGGGUACCCUUCUGUUUAUUUAUACAAAUUCUUGCCAGAAGUCUUUAAUUCUUCUCUGGACGAUAAUAAAUGUUAUUGCCCUCGAGACGGAUGCUUGCCGAUCGGACUGUCUGACAUAUCACCGUGCUAUUACAAUAUACCGGUGGCAGUGUCGUUUCCACAUUUUUACGGCGGCGAUCCGGCGUUGGUGGAUAAUGUCAAUGGAAUUGCUCCCAACAUGGAAAAACAUCAAUCGGUAGUUGCCGUACAACCGGACCUCGGCAUACCGCUGGCCGUGAACAUCAAAAUCCAGCUGAAUCUGAUCAUAAAGGCCACGAGGUACGUGAACCGCGCCAAGAAGUUCAACGGAUUGACGUUGCCGAUAUGUUGGUUGCAUUUGGAAGUGAAGAGCCUGCCCAGCUCGCUGAACGCGCUGCUCUACCUGUGCUUCAACGUCGGACCGGCGCUGGUCAAGGCUGUCGUCGCGCUCACAGCCUCCGUGGGCUUCUUCCUGGUCGGUCUGGCCGUCAUGCGGUUUGGCAGAGGUCAGCAGAAAAAGCAGCAUCCCGUCAACGGGUCGGCGGCCGGAGAUCACGAGGGCGGUCGUGGCAGGGGCUGCGGGGACGACGACGGCGACGACUACGAAGACGACGGCGGUGGCGCAGAGUCGGGUGGGCUGAUCGCCAAGACGUGUGGGCCCGCGGCCGGACGGUACCGCGACAAGUCAUCGUACCUGCCGUUGCACCGGGUCACCGUUCCGGGGUCGUCGUCGGUCGUCGUCGAUUACGAUCGCUCGCAGGACUACGCGAGAGGACGAUGACGACGAGACGAUAGUGACACUACCUACCUAUUUAUAUAUUACAGAAUAUCUCGUCAUUAUUGUCUUCACACGCCUAUUAUGUAUACGCGCCAUAUUGUCGCGUGAUUUAAACGUUAUUUAUUCAUUAUUAUUGUCAUACCAUUGUAAUAUUAUAUUAUGUUAUAUACUAUGUACUUACGCUCCGCGGGUGUCAGCCAGCCUGGGUUAGGUCAGGUUACCCAGCCCAACCCAACCAACAACCUAUACCAUAUAUUUACCAUAUAAUAUGACGUGUAUUAUGGAAAUUGAUCUGGGGGUACGUGUACGCCCCUCGCUAUUUACCUAAGUAUUAUAUCGAAGCAAAAUGUCGCCACUUAUACCUACCUACCAUAUAUUUUAUACCUAAAUCGUCCUCCCUUCAGUGGUCGAUUUCGUAAAACGUCCGUGAGAAAACUGCAUAUCCGGAAUAAUGGCACACACAAUCACGCAUAGGCAGUCCGUGUCGUGGUAGGUGGGCGAAGCUCAUUCAUUUUUUUGUCUCUGUCCUCAGUCUCCUGCCGCUGCCCCUUAGCCAUUUUGGGCGAUCGUAUUCAACCUAACGUGGAAGAUCUGAUCCAAAGCUUAUAAUAAUUGUAUGCAAAUAUAUACGCGUAGGAACUCAAAUUUUGGGAAUUUUUUUUUGAACUUUUCACGUAUUCGCAUCACAUUAUCAUGAAUUUGAUAUGAUUUGAUUUGUAUGACGUCAUAAACGCCGUCGUUUCCGUCCUUCACGCAUUAUACCGAUCAUUACUGUAAUGGUGUAUCGGUAUUUUUUCCGCAAUAUUUCCGUUGAAAAAUGUUCGUCUAUAUCAACACCUCCCAAUAACGUAGUUUGUGCCCUCUACACUCACGUUUCUACUAAUAAUUCGAACACGGUGCUCGGCGACGUAUAUUAUUAUAAUACAAUAACGUCACUUCACCUACCUACGACCGAAUCGGGACCAAUAGGUAGCAAAAGUCAAUAACACCGCAAUUAUAACUAAUACGCAAGUGAACAUAAUACGUGGUUUAAUGAGACCUCGGGUGUCAAAACCUUAGCACAAUAUAAUAUUAUAUACGCGACCCGAGCUUCUAAAUACAUUAUUGCAGGAUAAUUUCAACUCGUUUCCAAGUCCAAGUCCCGACCACCUAAACGCGGUCCGAAGUAUCGCAAUACCUUUGUCGUUUAAUGUCAUCAUAACGGUUAUUAUAUCGGUGAAAUUAAUUUACUCGUUUCAAAGGUUCGCGUGAACUCAAAGUCGUCGUACAUAAAAACGCCCUCAGCCAGAAUGUUCGGGUCGGUCGUGCCAGGGAAAAAGCGGCGAAAUUGUCGGGAAAAAAAUUCGGCAGAGCAGUUGCACUGCAUCACAAUAAUAUAACACAUCGGUAUAGGUAGACUGCUGCUCCAGACACGCCCAGAUUUCGACAUCGGAUUUUAUGACCCUAGAUAUUAUGAUAUAUGUGUCACAAGUUCCCCGAGGAGAUUGCGAUUAAAGGGGGCGCGGAAAUAACCUGAAUCUCGACACUGCCGUGCAGACGUCGCCCCUGUAAUAUAUGUUUAUAUGAUGUACAACUUCUUUUUUAUUUUUGGACUUCUUUGUCGAACGAAUGCUCCCGAAAACCCCAAGAUAAUUCGUUUAGGUUUCUGGGUACAAUAAUAUAUACCAUAUUAAUUGAACGGAAUCACCACACCCCACGCAUAGUAUAAUAAAUAAUACAUUAUAAGGACGAUGGAAGUUACACGUCUCAAAAAAAUUAUCGAUACACAUUAUAUUAAUGCAUGAUAUUAUACCCACUACUUACUUUGCCGAAGAAUGUUUUCCCUCGAGGGAUUUAUCGAAAACCUUUGAAACAUCAUCUCCUCGCUAAUAAAUGAUUAAAAACAAAUUAUGUUUCACUCGCCUUACCUUAUUGUAUUAUUAUUAAAUUACAUAAAUAUUUAACGGAACUUGUAAAAUGAUCGUUAUUGUACACAACUCGUGGUUGUUACUUGUUUAAGAUAUGCACCUAUUUAUCAUACAUCGAAAUACAUUUUUGUGGCAACUGCAAUAAUAAUAAUUAACUUGCAGUGUAUUUAAGUUGUACGA
Molecule: messenger RNA, 4597 nt
Organism: Myzus persicae (green peach aphid)
Lineage: Eukaryota; Metazoa; Arthropoda; Insecta; Hemiptera; Aphididae
Product: scavenger receptor class B member 1-like
Exons: 10
Coding region: 816-2513 (565 amino acids)
Cellular component (GO): membrane; cytoplasm
Molecular function (GO): scavenger receptor activity
Source: RefSeq, a predicted model, not a curated record